This is a messenger RNA of Dicrocoelium dendriticum, 1347 nucleotides long. The record is from the annotation of a GenBank genome assembly. NCBI's taxonomy places the organism in Eukaryota, Metazoa, Platyhelminthes, Trematoda, Plagiorchiida, Dicrocoeliidae.
AUGGGCAAACGGAAUCGCUCUCCGAAUCCUGUUUUGACAACUAGUCCCAAAUCGAGCCGCACGUCGUCGAGCUCGUCUUCCUCGUCUUCACCAAUUGCACACAGAUCAGCAUCUGUUAAAAGCUUUCAUGACUCUUCGGCAUCUCAUAAGCAUUCAACUCAAUUUGAAUCGCAGCCUAGCCACUCACGGCACAAACACAGACACAAAUACCGUCGCGAGGUUAGAGAGAGCGCCCCUCCGCCGGAACCACUUCGCCCCCAAAUAUCAGAGCUCGAAUUGUCGAGAAGUUCCAAAGCCGAAAAGCAUAGGCUGAAGGAGUCCACUACUAUCUUCGCUUAUCCUUUCAAGCGCAGCCGAAGCCCCAGAGACAGUAAAGAGCCCAGAUCUAGAUCUCAGCCACAGGGUUCUUCAGAGCCCAAGCCUCGUGAGCGCCAUUCUAGUGAUGCUACCACCACUGUAACCGAUGAAUCGGCAGCACCUAAACUACGUCUAUCAGAGGCAUCAGAUGAGCACGACAAUCCUGACGACCGCAGUGAUGGCAACUCGGAAAGAAAGAGUGAAGACGAGCUUUCGAGUGCUCUUAACUCAGCAGAUAAGCCGACUUCACAAGAAUCCGGCGAGUCACGUAGCCUUCGUGCUCCCAGCAAGCCGUUCUACUUUCCUUAUAUUCAAGGCUGCCGUUCAGUGGAAGAGUUCGAAUGCCUGAACCGAAUUGAAGAAGGCACUUACGGUGUGGUGUAUCGUGCACGGGAUAAAAAGAUAAAUGAAAUAGUCGCAUUGAAGCGAUUAAAGAUGGAGAAGGAGCGCGAUGGGUUCCCCAUCACUUCCCUGCGUGAGAUCAACACGUUGAUGAAAGCACAACACGAGAACAUCGUGACCGUCCGCGAAGUUGUCGUUGGUAGCAAUAUGGAUAAAAUUUACCUAGUCAUGGAUCACGUAGAACACGACCUGAAGUCACUUAUGGAGAUAAUGAAUGGCCCGUUCAGUGUUGGAGAGGUCAAAUGUUUGCUUCUGCAACUUCUACGCGCAGUCCGUCACCUUCAUGAUAAUUGGAUUCUUCACCGAGAUUUAAAAACUUCUAAUCUUCUUCUCAGCCACCAGGGUAUACUUAAAGUCGGUGACUUUGGAUUGGCUCGUGAAUACGGGUCUCCGUUGAAACACUACACCGAGGUGGUCGUCACGUUGUGGUAUCGCGCCCCAGAACUGCUAUUGGGUGUCAAGCAGUACACCUGUCCUAUCGACCUGUGGUCUGUGGACUGCAUUUUCGCAGAGUUUUUGUUGCAGCGUCCUUUAUUCCCCGGCAAAGGAGAAGUGGAUGAGCUCAACAUUAUAUUCCGGGAUUCUUCG